AAAAAAGAAGAAGAAGAAGUAUUUUGAACCAUUUGACUUGCCGUACAUCCUCUUGUGCACGCUAUUUCUGAUUCGCAAUAGUUGUAGUAUGUUUGCGUAAAGGGAAACGGACAUUCCGAGGGCAACGGAAUCGACUGCUACAGCGGACUAUCGGUGCUAAACUCAAUGGAUACCGGCAACUGUUUGGUGGAUUCCGGCGACAAGUCGGUAGUCUUGUUUUUGGACGGGGUAGCACUCCAUGACAAAGUGCCCCACAAAAGAAAAUCCUAUUCUGCAGAAUACAAACUGCAGGCAGUAAAAUAUGCAGCCGAAAACGGUAAUCGAGCGGCAGGAAGAAAGUUUGGAGUGAGUGAGAAACUUGUGAGGGACUGGCGUAAAAUGGAGGUUACUCUAACUCUAAUGAAGAAAACAAAGAAAGCUAAUCGCGGGCUGAAAGCAAGAUGGCCAGAGCUGGAGAAACGAGUGUACAGAUGGGUUCUGGAGCAGCGCGCUGCCGGGAGACGCUUGUCAGCAGUGCAGUUACGUCUCCACGCUCUGAUAGUGGCCAAGGAGAUGAACAUACAGGAUUUUGCUGGAGGACCUUCGUGGUGUUCCCGCUUCAUGCAACGCAACCGUCUCUCUAUGGGAACACAAACAAAGUGGUGUCAGAAACGCCCUCUCGCGGCUGUAGACGAUACACGUGAGAUGCAGAUGUCGUUUAUUAAAGAGGAGAGUGAAGACAUCAGGAUUGCAGAUGUGUUCAACAACAAACAUGAAGAUACCGAGGAACAAACAGAAAUUCAGCUGGAAUAUUCCCAUCCGUUUACAAGUGAAGACGAGCACCAAAGCUUCAUUGAUAUAUGUGUAGAGGAGAUGGGAGAUCCAGAACCCUGCAGAAUCAAACACACUGAACACACUGAAGAACUAACAGAUACACGUGACAUGUCGUUUAUUAAAGAGGAGAGUGAAGACAUCAGGAUUGCAGAAGCGUUCAACAUCAAACAUGAAGAUACUGAGGAACAUGAAGAUACUGAGGAACAAACAGAAAUUCAGCUGGAAUAUUCCCAUCAGUUUACAAGUGAAGACGAGCAUCAAAGCUUCAGGAAUAAAUCUGUAAAGACUGAGUUUAUUAAAGAGGAAAGAGAGGAGAUGGGAGAUCCAGAACCCUGCAGAAUCAAACACACUGAAGAUACUGAAGAACUAACAGAAAUUCAGCUGGAAUAUUCCCAUCAGUUUACAAGUGAAGAUGAGCAUCAAAGCUUCAGGAAGAUUUCUGUAAAGUCUGAGUUUAUUAAAGAGGAAAGAGAGGAGAUGGGAGAUCCAGAACCCUGCAGAAUUAAACACACUGAACACACUGAAGAACUAACAGAGUUGACUGAAGAAAAUGAGGACAAUGAAGAAUUGAGAGAAGUUGAGGAGAAAAUUCACUUAAAAACUGGAGAAAACCACUUGAGUAGCUGUGAAAGCAAACAGAUAUUAUUAAAGAAAACAAGAGCCAAUAAAUCUUUUACCUGCACUCAGUGUGGAAAGAGCUGCAAAUAUAAACAUAUUCUUGAUGUUCACAUGAGAGUUCAUACUGGAGAAAAACCUUACAAGUGUUCACACUGUGACAAGAGACUCAAUCAGUCUGGACACCUGAAUAAACAUAAAAGGAUCCACACUGGAGAAAAACCAUAUGCAUGUGAUCAGUGCGGGAAGAGAUUAACAACAAAAGGAAGUCUUUUGGUGCAUAUGAGAGUUCAUACUGGAGAGAAGCUGUUCACUUGUGGUCAGUGUGGAAAGAGUUUUUCAGGAUCAGCAAACCUUCAGAGGCACAUAAACAUCCACGCUAGAGAGAAACUGCACACAUGUGAUCAAUGUGGGAAAACAUUUUUGAGUACUUCAGACCUGAAAACACACCUGAGAGUUCAUACAAAGGAGAAACCACAUUCAUGUCAUUUGUGUGGAAAGAGUUUUUCACGUCUUCAAUAUUUGAAAAUACAUCAGAAAAUACAUUCUGGUGUGAGAGAUUACAUGUGCUUUGAGUGUGAAAAGACUUUUACUUCAGCGAGCGGUUUGAAACAGCACCAUAGGAUUCACACUGGAGAGAAACCUUACAAGUGUUCACACUGUGACAAGAGAUUCUGUAAGACAGGAGACCUAAAAAGACAUGAGAGGAUUCACACUGGAGAGAAACCUUACAAGUGUUCACACUGUGAUAAGAGAUUCAGUCAGUCAUCACAUCUGAAAACACACGAGAGGAUUCACACUGGAGAGAAACCGUAUCAAUGCACUGCAUGUGGGAAGCAUUUCAGUCAAUAUUCUGCCCUACACAGACAUACAAAAAACAAUCACAUUAAGUAGAUCAUCUUCAGAUCUUUCAGGUCUGUUUCGCAUCAUUACAAAAAGAUGACACAGUAAUGAAUCAAGCUAUGAAAUAUCAUCUGCAUACAUCUGUCAUCACAAGUGACAUGAUGAAGAAACAUUAUCUAAAGUUUUCACAGUGAAUAAAGUUAAUCUUCAUCUUCAGAACCAGCAGAAUCAACUGAUUGAUUUAGAUAAACUCAAAGAUGGAGUUCCUCAACAAAGAAUAAUGUAAAAAAUAAAAUCCUUGUUUUUAAUUUUUCUGCAAGAUAUAAAUUAUAUCUCCUGUUGUUCACAUAAUGAAUAUGUGUCACUUGUAGUUUGCUUACUCUUUUGCUUUUCUUCAUUAAAGUUUUUACAAACUGCUCUUGUUCAGGACGCCUUAGCCCCUUUUACACUGCACGUUGGACCCGGAAAAUUGCCAGAUCACCUUCUGUGUGAACGCAAACAGGAUUGAUCCCGGGUCGGAGACCUAGUAACAUUGCUGGGUUCAGUCCUGGAAUGAACUCGGUGUGAACAAAAAUAAUGCCGUAAAUGGUGUCGUAGUGAUGAUGCACAUUAGCGUGCUACUCUUUUACCAGGUGUUUUGAAGGCUGAUCAACUUUCGCAAGGAUAAAAAUAUCCUUAUGUCACGUGUCUUUACAGGACCUUUACGGGUUGUGUGUGUACGCACGCACAUAUUCCAUGUAAUCACUGGCAGUGUGAAAGGGGCAAAAUGUAGCAACCCAGGAACAAUUGCCGGGACACAUUACCCGUGUAUUUUCUGGAAUGGCAGUGUGAAAGGGGCUUUUGUAUGUUUAUGUUAUUUAUUUAUUUGAACAGGUACACUGUAAAAUAUACAUUAACCUUAGAAAGGAGAGAUGCAUUAUACCAGGUUGUAGCGCUUAUGCUAAUUUCCACCUGUAGUCCCUGGGCAGGCUGAUGACAAAUAGAUACACAUAUUAAUAAUACAUUUACCCCAAAACAGCAUUAAAAUUACCAGACCCUUUUAUUCCUCAACAUUCAUUAACAAAUACACUCUCAUGUAUACAUCAAUUACAAUGCAUUAUGUGAACAUGUUUGUUUUAGAAGAAGCCAUUUUUUGGCCUGAUGUAAAAAAAAAAGUGUAAAAAUUUACGAAUAAAAACUCUAUUGCCAACUUGUUCCACUGUCUGAUGGCCAUACUUAAGAAAGCUUAAUUAUGUUUUCAAAACUAAAUAUACUAUGUUUUUUAAGAAUAUGACAGUGAUGAAAUAGCUGAAAUUUGUUGUCAUGAACUUUUAUACAAUGAUUUCAUGGGCCUUAUUGCUGUUUUACAUGCCUGUGACCAACUCAUCAUGCAAUAAUGAAAGUGCGGAAUUUUCAUCACAUUUAAUAUAAAUUAGAUGCAUCUAUAGUCAGAAAGUUCCAAAUACAUCUAAAAUGUACAAUGUUAAUUUUCAAAGUUUUAGCCAUCUUUUAAAUAUGUUUUUUUUAGAUGAAAAAUUUGGGUCAAGAAUGACUAAUUUCAAAUAAAUCAAAGCAACUGAA
This is a messenger RNA of Carassius auratus (goldfish), 3831 nucleotides long. Its product is annotated as zinc finger protein 271-like. The record is from RefSeq and is a predicted model, not a curated record. Bases 166 to 2322 code for a protein of 718 amino acids. Gene Ontology annotation, molecular function: sequence-specific DNA binding. The transcript is spliced from 7 exons. Gene Ontology annotation, cellular component: transcription regulator complex; nucleus. Lineage: Eukaryota; Metazoa; Chordata; Actinopteri; Cypriniformes; Cyprinidae. Gene Ontology annotation, biological process: regulation of transcription by RNA polymerase II.